AUGGCCCCGAAACGACACGCAGCAGCAACUACAACCCCAUCCACCCCCCCAACAACCACCACCAACACCACACCCUCUACCCUCUCCUCCGGCCCAGCCACCCUAAAAUCCAACUCCUCCCCUUUCGAAAUCGCCCACUAUGUGCUGAACCAGUACCUCACGACUACACCGCAGCGCACGAUGCUGCUGGACGCCUUCAUGGGAUUUCUGGCGGUUGUCGCGGUAUCGCAGUUCCUGUACUGUGUGCUGGCGGGAAAUUAUCCGUUUAAUGCGUUUCUGAGUGGGUUCUGUGCGGCUGUGGGGCAGUUUGUGCUCACGGCGAGUUUGAGGAUGCAAACUAGUGGUGGUGGUAAUGAUGGGAAGGGUGGGAAGGCUGGUGGGAAGGGGAAGAGUGUGAGGAUUGCGGAGGAGGAGAAGGAAGAGAGUGGUGGUGAGGUUUCACAUGAGAGGGCAUUCGCGGACUAUGUCUUCGGAAGUGUGAUCUUGCAUUUCUUCUGCGUCAACUUUAUCAACUAA
Messenger RNA from Aspergillus chevalieri, 516 nucleotides. RefSeq names its product putative oligosaccharyl transferase subunit Dad1 (gene OST2). Gene Ontology annotation, biological process: protein N-linked glycosylation. Lineage: Eukaryota; Fungi; Ascomycota; Eurotiomycetes; Eurotiales; Aspergillaceae. The record is from RefSeq and is a predicted model, not a curated record. The transcript has 2 exons. The coding region runs from base 1 to 516 and encodes 171 amino acids. Gene Ontology annotation, cellular component: membrane; oligosaccharyltransferase complex.